Wallemia ichthyophaga EXF-994 is the source of this 1620-nucleotide messenger RNA. Its product is annotated as 4-coumarate--CoA ligase-like 7. The coding region runs from base 1 to 1620 and encodes 539 amino acids. Gene Ontology annotation, molecular function: CoA-ligase activity. The record is from RefSeq and is a predicted model, not a curated record. Gene Ontology annotation, biological process: secondary metabolic process. The transcript is spliced from 4 exons. NCBI's taxonomy places the organism in Eukaryota, Fungi, Basidiomycota, Wallemiomycetes, Wallemiales, Wallemiaceae.
AUGAUCAAAUCAUCAUUUAAAGACAUAGAAAUACCAAAGACAAGCAUCUUUGACUUUAUUUUACCGGAACAUCAGCAAUCCAAUGACAAGACUGUUUUCAUUGACUCAACCAACGAUAAUUCUCUUACAAUUUCUCAGCUUCGUAAAUACUCCUUACAGCUAGCGUAUGGGCUUAGAAAAUACCACAACAUUGGUAAAAGUGACAAAGUACUCAUCUACAGUCCAAACUCGAUCGCCUACCCCAUUCUCCUUCUCGGCACGUCGGCUGCAGGAGCUUGCGUAUCGCCGGCAAAUCAUGCAUACAAUGAAUUCGAGUUAUCCCACCAGAUCGAGGAUAGCGAGGCGUCGUUCAUCUUCGCGCAUCCAGACAACAUGGACCUUGCAAUCAAAACUUUGAAAGAGAUCGGCUGGCCAGAGAGCAAAAUAAAUGAGAGGGUGGUGUCAGCGACUGAGGAAAGCUUUGGUAACCACGUCCCAUACACUCAACUGCUAUGUGAUGACAUUCAGCGCGGUAUACCUGAAAAAUUCGAUGGAGAUUCAGCUCACGAUGUUGCUUUAAUAUGUUACAGUAGCGGUACAACUGGUGCAAGCAAAGGGGUAAUGACAACACACCGGAACUUCGUGGCGAAUCUGUGUCAAUCAGACAACACGCGCGCCUUCGCGCUUCAAGUAAAUGACGUAACGCUGACGUUCUUACCCUUUUGCCAUAUUUUUGGAAUUCUAGGCCUUCUCUACACUUUAGGCAAGCAGAAUGUAACUCAGGUACUUUUACCCCGCUUUUCUCUUGACGCAUUUGGCGCUGUGAUUGAAAAAUAUGGCAUUACUGCUACAUGGGCCGUCCCGCCAAUUCUCAAUUCAAUCUUGAAAACUGACAUUGAAAAGAAAUUCGACUUUAGCUCACUAAGGGUAGUGCACGUCGGCGCUACUCCACUAGGAGCUGAUCUCACAAACAGCUUCAGUGACAAGUUAGAGGGCGUGGUCGCGGUUUCAAAUGGAUAUGGCAACCCUUUGGUAUGCAAAUUACCUUUAGAAUAUACCAAAACCCACCCAUCGUAUAUUGGAAAGUUGGUUUGUAACACUACAGCGCGUCUUGUCGACGAGAAUGGCCAGGAUGUUCCAGGCGACAACAAAUCGAGUGGAGAACUCUGGGUUAAAGGUCCGCAAGUCAUGAAAGGCUAUCUCAACAGACCAGAUGCCACAGCCGAGAGUAUGACGUCAGAUGGAUUCUUCAAGACUGGCGAUAUAGCAAUAUAUGAUAGCAAAACACGCCUAUUCAAGGUGGUAGAUAGAAUGAAGGAACUUAUCAAGUACAAAGGGUUCCAAGUUACACCAGCACCUCUUGAAGCAUUGAUCAUGUCGAAUACUGAAGUAAUGGAUGCGGCUGUGAUUGGUGUGUAUGACGAUAAGCAGGCAACGGAACUGCCUAGAGCCUAUGUCGUGCCUCAGCACGCGUCUAACUUCAACAAUGCAGCUUGGUGUGCGGAGAUAGGAGCUUGGGUAGCCGAUACGGUUGCAAAUCAUUCAAAGCUGCGUGGUGGUGUGUGCACAAUCGAUGUCAUCCCCAAAACGGCUUCAGGAAAGAUUCUUAGAAAGAACUUACGUACUUUGGCAGCACAAUAA